CCCUGCUCCUCCCUCUUCUCCCUCAUACGUUGUCGACGCUCUGCAUUCCCCUCUCUCCCUCCUCUCACAUCCUUCUUUUCUCGUGGCGCGCCUUAAAAAAGAAAAAAAAAAUACAUAUACAAAACAAACACGCCUCUACAGCAGAUUCGCCCCUUUUAUGAGGAGGCAGUGAACAACCAGUGUUGCUAUUAGGGCUUAUUACUCUGUCGUCUUUUUCUCUCUCCUUCUCCAGCUUGAUAAUAUCCGUUCUCUCUCCUCUAGCGAGACGACUGCUCACCCCGUUACCCUGGUUUGACCGAAGGACCACGCUUGAUCCGUUCCCUGGACUGGACCAUUACCCUUUCGGAUCUUAGAAAAGCCUGUUGUUCCCUGGAUCCAUCGUUUUUCCCUCUGGGAAAUACACUUGCUCCCGUCUUGAGAUACCUCAGAUCCUUGGUUUCCUUUCGCGGCAGCAGUUGAACUGUUACCCGCACUGCCAAUCAGCCACAGAAAAGCAAAUAAAAAAAGCAAAAGAAUAAAAAAAGGAUCCGAUAUCUUGCAUCCGGGAUUUUCACCAGACCAAGUGAUUUUUUAUUUUUCUAUUCGCCCUCAAAAACAAACCUGACCUUCAGCGGCCUUACUUGCCAUCCAAGCGGAAAAAAUACUUGCACGUGGAUUUGUCCGUCCUCUUUGCCUCAGGGUCUCACUGGAUUUCAUUUUGUUUAAUCCGUUAAAAGCAAGCAGUCAUAUUUUGAGAUUCAACUCCCUACCAGCAAGAGCAUAUCAUGGCACACUCAGAGCGUCAAAAUGAAUAUUUUAUUGAAAAGGACGGCAUCAGUCGCGAGGUGAUCCAGGCUGACAUUUGCCGCUAUCUUGGAAAUGAUGCCCUGGUUAAACCUGGGGUCCACCAGGGGCGCCAAGGAUACUUUAUUCGUGCGUAUCGGAACCUGACUUCUGAAAUGAUUGCCGAUCUCAAGGCCGAUUCUGCUCGAUGGGAGGCGGAGACAUCUCGUAGAGCCGAGAGAGGUCACCCUAGAGGUAAUUACUAUGAUGAUGCGAACUUGUCGCAAGGCCCUAACGGGGUUCCAGCUUCCUACAAUUCAUCUGCUAUUCACGAAUCCCGCCAGCAAGCAACAUAUGCUCCCGCUACAACCCAACCAUACAUGGAUGUAUAUGCUUCAGCGCCGAGUGCCUAUCCUCCUCAGCCGAGCGGACCUGGAUAUGGCCAGUCAUUCAACCAACCUUCAGGCUAUUCGUCAGAUCCAGCACCAUAUCCCCCUGCACCAACUCAAUAUGCUCAAGGACAGUCAUCAAUGCCAGUUGUCACAACUGCAGAGAUGCAGUCAUCUUAUACCUACGCUCCUGGGAAUCCUGGCAAUCCUUACCCCUAUGCUGAUAGCCGUGCCGCACCCCGUUAUACCGGCCAAGGAUAUGAGAAUGACGGCCCGGAUUAUGCACCAGUCCCCACUACGGGUAUGGGCUAUCCGCCCACCACUGCUCCCGACCCUCGGAUGAUGGACCCAAGAUAUUCCCCUGAGAGCGUUUAUCCGGAUCCUAGAGGCCCAGUUAGCAGGCCAAUGCAAGCAAGGGAGAGAGAUCCUCAACGCCGACCCCGCUAAUAUGUUACCUGUUCCAAUAUGGGAUUUGAACUUAUUCUGUGUUCUCCAAUUCAAAAAGAAAAAAAAAUAAAAAGGUCACAUUAUACAGUGGCCUCAUGGAACAGCCCCAAAGAAUGUGGAAUUUUUACACUCUCCUUGCAGUCUGCAUGACUAGUUUUUUCUUUGCGGCCCACUCUUUGAAUCUCUUAGAUCCAUGUGCUACACUGAUUGUCAUGGAUCGGGCCUCACUGAGAUGAGAAUGUGUAAAAAUUGGCGUCCACCGACGUCAAAACUGUGCAUUGCUUUAUUCGCAACGAUACAGUGAAGGCCAGAUUCUCGACGCGCUAUUGGAGUGGAGCUUAAUUCAUAUCUCUUCCCGUGGACUACUAUUACUUGUUCCUGGAUUCGGCGCGUUACGGGCUGGUUUGGGGGUGUUGGCGGAAAAAGGCGGCUUCGUGUAUGAACCUGGAUCCUCCAGUGAUGUUAUUGAAAAAAAAAAAAAA
Molecule: messenger RNA, 2080 nt
Organism: Coccidioides immitis RS
Lineage: Eukaryota; Fungi; Ascomycota; Eurotiomycetes; Onygenales; Onygenaceae
Product: transcription factor RfeG
Exons: 3
Coding region: 765-1598 (277 amino acids)
Source: RefSeq, a predicted model, not a curated record